UCCACCGAAAUGCACACGAGUGCAUCCCUACCUCCGAGCUAAGUUCUUUUUUCAUCUCUAGUGUAGAUGGUUCACUCACAGAAUAACUAGUUGCGAUAGGUUUUAGUCAUUCCUCAUGCACUUAUCCCGAAUGAUCGACCUUCUGCGUUGUGUGGUAGUUAAGAUUCUCUGUCCUUGUUCCUGUUUGUGUGUCAUUUCCUUACCCGUGAGUUGCAAUUUUGGAGCAGGAUUGCACUGUCACCGGUAGUCCCAGCGCAGAUUGUAGCAGUGUUGGUUUCCUAGAAAAAUUACAAGGGUUUGAGGAUCCCUACGUGGGUUUUGGCGGAGAUGGGGAAUGUUAGGCGGAUUUCGAGCAGGCUUGUGCCUUCCUUUCGUUACGCGGCCUCUUGGAAUCGCAAGUCAUGUGUGUGUGAUGGAGCUUUCGCCGGUAGCCACCAGUUAUCAACUUUAGGAAGCAGUGCUGGGAGAUGGAAUGAAGAUGAGAAUUCCUCUAGCAGCACACAGGUCUUGAAUCACCAAGUUUCCCAGCAGAAAACCCUUCGCACCUUACUAUCCAGAAAUGUGGCAGCAAAUUGUGCAAGGGACAAGUGGAGAAGUCUGCACAGAUCAAAUUAUUACUCACCGACACGGCGAAAUGUUGAUGUGCCGCGAUGUCUUGUCCUAAAUGCAAGAUUGGACGGUUUUGACGACCGGACAAGGCCCAGGACUUGGUUGGGACAAAGAUACUUCAGUUCUGAUUCUGAAACCAAAAGAAAAGGUCUGCAGGAGAGUCAGAUUGGGCAGGAGCUUUUGUCUGCGGCUCAAGAAGGGUCUUCUACAGGGUUGUCUGGUGCUUCACAAGGCUUACAACUAGCAUCUGGGGAGGUUCUAUCGCCGGAGGAGGAGGCCGCUUUAAAACUAGCGGAGACAGAGUUUGAAAAUAGAAAAGCAGAGCAAGUGAGCGUGGAAAGCAUUCAGGAAAUGCUUAAAGAGUUGUCGUCUGUAGCAGACCCAAAAGAUCCUCGAAUCGCCAUUGUUUCCUUGAGACUAGGCCAGGAAUAUGAAGCAAGGGGUGAAAACCCAAAAACCUUCAUGAAACUAGGGGAACAAGCUCUCAGCAUUUUUAAGACAGCAGGAGAGUUCACUUUAGAGAUUGGAAUGUGCCAUCAUCUCAUUGCUCUAGCUCACCACAGACUGGGUCAAUAUGAAAAAAGCCUUGAAAAUCUGAACAAGGCGAUUUCGCUGCUCAAAGAUAAUGAAGGGAAAGAGAGUGGGCCAAUUAAAUUUGCUCUGCAGUUUCUGAUGGGAGACACUUUAUCAGCUCUAGGGAAACACGAUAUAGCCCUCAAGCAUUACAUUGAAGGUUUGGCUGUUCAAGAGACUAUCCUUGACGCAGGCCAUCCGCAAUUGGCCAGCAACUAUCGCCAGGUUGGUGAGGCAUUCACACAGGUUAUGAUGUUUGAGGAAGCAAAAGAUUUGGUUGAAAAAGCACUUAAGGCUCACAUCAAAAAUAAUGGCAAAGGCUCUAUAGAAGAAGCUAUUGAUCGACGCCUUCUCUCUGUUAUUUACAGUGGAUUGGAAGAGCACGAAAAAGCUCUGGAAGAACAACAAAAUGUGAGGUCUAUCUUAAAUGCGAGAGGUUUGGGAUCCGAAGCACGGUUUGUCGAGAUUGCCAUUGCCGACACUCAACUCACCUUGGGUAGGUUGGACGAUGCAAUUGCAACCCUUCAAGACGUUAUCUCCCAUUUGGAGGAAGGUAACUCAUUGAGGGAUCUUGCAACUGUGAAUCUAGCGAAGGCGUAUACACAGCAGGGAAACGAAGAGAAAGCUGCAGAACAUUCCAGGGCCGCGAGAAGCGUGCUCGACUCAAAGCUUCACCGUUUGAGUGGAGGGGACACAGAGCUUCUCACAGUUGGAGAAUGCUACACAGAAUUGGCCGCAAUUCAUCAGCGUAUGAAACGCCCUGAGGAAGCAGUAGAUCUUUUAAAGAAAGCUCUCUCCAUCUACAAGCAGUUGCCGCAGCAAAUGAAUGCUGCUGCAGGUUCACAAGCUCAAAUUGGUUUGCUCCUGUACUUCUCUGGUAAAGUAGAAGAGGCUAUUCCAUACAUGGAAGAAGCUGCCGCAAAUUUGAGACACAGUUAUGGGAACGACCAUUUCUCCCUUGCGCUUGUCCUAAAUCAUUUAGCUGUUGCUAAUGUUAAGCUGGAGAAUCGGGAGAAGGCGAUUGAGCUUUUUGAAGAGUCUAAAAGAAUCUUGACACAGACACAUGGACCUGGCCAGCAAGACACUCUUGCAGUUUAUUACAAUCUUAUGCAAGUCUAUGCUACUUUGGGAAGGAAGGAGAAAGCAAUUGAAAACGCAAAGCACAUUGUAGUGGAGUUGGAGAAGCAUGGUGAACCAGCAAAGGCGGCUCUAGCUGAGGCACAAAAAGACCUGGCAAGCCUCGAACAAUCUGAUAGCACUUCGUUACAAGAAAGUGGCCAACAGUUAUUAGAGACCAUGAAACUUCCAGGCAGUGAUUGAUGCCAUAUUAGAUAAUAAAAACUAGGAAUUAGCUGCUGCUGUUAUUUGCAACUUCUAUCGACCCAUAUUUGUCUGUAAUUCAAGCAUUCGAAUACUUAUGUGCUUUUCUAUGCCACGUUUAUCUUUGA
Molecule: messenger RNA, 2630 nt
Organism: Physcomitrium patens
Lineage: Eukaryota; Viridiplantae; Streptophyta; Bryopsida; Funariales; Funariaceae
Product: protein KINESIN LIGHT CHAIN-RELATED 3
Molecular function (GO): protein binding
Source: RefSeq, a predicted model, not a curated record